Molecule: messenger RNA, 828 nt
Organism: Lolium perenne
Lineage: Eukaryota; Viridiplantae; Streptophyta; Magnoliopsida; Poales; Poaceae
Source: RefSeq, a predicted model, not a curated record
AUGAGGAAAAGGUCAUUGACCAGGCGUUUCCGGCUGUCUGACGGCAAGGCUACCUCCCUGUUCACCUCCUUCCACGUCUCACCGACGUCAUCCGCCACUGCGCCACGGGCUUCUUCCUCGCUGGUGCCACCUGUCUCCGCCAUGCGGCAGGAGAUGGAUGACGGCCCCUCCUCCCGCUCCGAGUACAUCCCGACAGCCCCCUGGGCGUUUUUUUCCACCUCCUCCUCCCGUUCCCGAGACGCGCCGCCGCCGCCGCUGUUCCCGUCCCCGUCCCCGGUCCACCGCCGCCGCCGUUCCGUCCCGUCGACCCGCCGCGGCUCCCGUCCCCGUCCUCCACAAGCUAGCGCCGCCGUCCCCAUCUGCGUCGAGCCGCCGUCGUCCCCGUCCCCGUCGAGCCGCCGCCGUCGUCCCCGUCCCCGUCGAGCCGCCGCCGUCGUCCCCGUCCCCGUCGAGCCGCCGCCGUCCCCAUCCCCGUCGAGCCGCCACCAUCCCCGUCCCCGUCGAGCCGCCGCAGGGAGGCGCGACCACGAGGAAGACGCCGAGCAGAUCCGUUCUUCAAGGUCGCGGCCGUCCCCGCCUCCGCCGCCGCUGGCCGCCUCGCCGUUGGACGCGCCGCCGCCGUUCUCCGUCGAACCUCUUCUGCGUUCUCGGCCUCCUCAAGGAGGAGCUCGCCCCCGUCAAGCUCGUCCUCCUGAACGCUACGGCCGCCGCCGGCGACUGGAGGUCUUCAAGGCGCUGCCGUCCCCUCUGCUUCUCACAGCUGCUUUUUCACAGCUGAACAGCUACAGCUGCUUCUCAAAAGCUGCAGCCCAAACAAACAGACCCUAG